This is a messenger RNA of Trichomonas vaginalis G3, 2769 nucleotides long. Its product is annotated as EF-Hand calcium-binding domain-containing protein 6-related family. The record is from RefSeq and is a predicted model, not a curated record. NCBI's taxonomy places the organism in Eukaryota, Parabasalia, Trichomonadida, Trichomonadidae. The transcript has a single exon. Bases 1 to 2769 code for a protein of 922 amino acids.
AUGUCGGAAGAUCUUGAGCCUCUUCUCGACCGUAUCAGGACACAUAUUUAUCUUAAUGGAGAUCGUCCUGAAGAAUGGUUUUUAGAUUUCGAUAAGCUUAGAAGCGGAAGAGUUACUGCACAACAAUUUAUUCGUGUUCUUAAUAAUAUUAAAAUUCAGCUUACACAAGAAGAGUAUGACGCUCUUGCAAAUCAUUAUGCUGAAAAUGGACAAGUGAAUUACAGGCAUUUCUUAGAUGAAAUCCAUGAUAUCUUUACAAACUUAAAUUUGGAACAUGAACCCCACGGAACAUUAAAGAAUUCACGCGAAAUUGUUGCUAAGACUCUUAAGACUAAUAUUCAAAACCUUGAUAACGAAAUGGUAGCACUUCUUUCCAAAUUAGCCUAUCAAGUUCGUACAAGAGCAAUUCACAUCAGAGAAGCUUACAUGGAUUUCGAUCCUCAUAACAAUGGACGCGUUACACAAUCCCAAUUCCUUCGUGCAAUGCCAUUUACAGAUCUCAGCACAGCAGAGUUGAAUCUUCUGGUCAAAACAUAUACAGAUCCAUCUGCUAAGGAUGUCAAUUACCGUAAGCUUCAUCUUGAUGUAAAUCAAGCUCUCGAAGCUUAUAAAUCAAAUGCUGUUACGGAUAUGGUUAAUAAAGGCCUCUUACCGCACCAGUUGCUCAGCCUAUCUGUAAAUUCAAAGAAACCAGCAGGAACAGUCUUGGAUUGCAUUACAAGAUUCGCAAGAGUUGUUCGUGAACAAAGAAUCCGUAUUUACGACUUCUUUUCCGCUCACGAUCCACUUAACCAAGGCCUUAUUACUCGUUCCAAGUUCGAAGGAACAAUUACAGUAUUAGGCUUCUCAUGGACCGCGGAAGAGAUCAACUACCUCAGCGAGAAGUACAGAGAAGUACAAGCAUCAACAGAAUACGUCAGAUAUCGCGAGUUCUGCAAGGAUGUCGAAGAUGCUGAAAAUGCAACACUCACAUCUUCAGUUCAGACACUCGCUGUCACAUCUGAACCAUCGCAAGAGCUCAAGCGUAUCUUAGAUAACGUCAGACAUACAGUAAUUCGCUUCAGAAUCAAUGUUCUUCCAACAUUUCAGAAUUUCGACCGUCAAAAACGCGGAUUUAUCACAGAACCUCAAUUCCAUCGCGCUCUUUCAACACUUAAGAUCAACAUUACUACUACAGAACUUGCUGAAAUCGCUCGUUUCUACGGAUCUGAUGAAGGAUUAGAUUAUUUCAAGUUCGUUGAAGAUGUUGAUCCCAGCCAUUCCCAGUCCCGUCGUGUCUACAAGCCAUUGGGUACAGACAAGCAGUCAAUUAUGGAUGUUUACGGUCAUACUCCAACCGGAGAUUUAUUCAUUACACCAGACAAAGCCGACGAACUGAUUUACAAGUCCAAACGUGGUCUCAUCAAGAAGAUCGAUGAGCACAAGGACAUUUCCUCGCUGAUGUUCGCCAUGAAACAGUGGGCAAUUGUAAAUUCAGUACAAUUUAGUGAUUUCUUCACUGAUUUCGACAAAUUGAACUGUGGCGAAAUCCCCGCUUCACAGUUCAGAUCCGGAUUAUCUUUGUCUACCUACAAAGUCACCGAAGAUGAGUUUGAUCUCAUUGUAGAUUCAUAUUCAUCAGAUACGAGACAAGGAUUUGUUUGUUGGCGCAAAUUCUGCAACGAUAUCAAAGAAGCCAUUGCUCCAUUGGAUUUAGAGAAGACUCCUACAGUUACACCAGCUGUUCCUGCAGAGAAAUACCAGACGAGAUCAUUAGUUUUGAGGCCAGAAAAAGACAUGACAUCAAAUGUCGAAGAAAUCCUCAAAAACGUUGCAAACUUUGUUCGUUCAAGACGUCUUUCUCUUAUUGAACAAUUCAAAGAUAAAGACAGACUCAAUCACAAGCGAACAUCAGCAACAGGAUUCGCACAAGUCAUUCAGUUAAUUGGUGUUCACAUUUCCAAGAACGAAAUCGAUACUUUGUGCACUUUUUAUAAUGAUCCAAACACUAAUUUCGUUGAUUACGUUCGAUUCUGCCAAGAUGUCGAACAGAGAACAGGCCAAAUCUUUGGAGAUACAGCAUCCAAUUCCAUUGUUAUCAACCAGAUUCCUCAGUACUCAAAAGAAGAAUCUCCAUACUUAGUUUCAGCGAAAUCAACUGUUCCUUCUGAUGACUACAACUGCAUAUUAAAGAGUUUGCAGACAUAUAUUUACAAGCGCCAGAUCAGAUUGAAUGAUUUCUUCAAAGCAUUCGAUCCAUUGAAUCGCGGCAUUGUUACUCAACAGAAAUUUAAUUCUGUUGUUGGACAAACUGGAUUGCCUUUAACUGCCAAACAAAUGGAUUUAGUUGGAUUCAGAUUUACUCCUCCUGGACAAUCUAAUAUGUUUGAUUACAGGUCAUUCUGCAAAGAAAUAAAUCAAAUCUUUGGACCAACGGAAUUAAACAAAGCUCCAACACCUGAAAACGACAAGAAAGUUGAUUCUCUACCUGAUCCAUCAAAGACAUUGCAAGUCUUAGACAUCGAACAAGAGAGACAGUUGAAUGAGAUCAUUAAGAGAAUGCACAACGAUGUUGUAACAAAGAGAAUGAACAUCCAGGAACAAUUCACUGAUUACGACAGAAUGCCAAGAAAGAACUACAUCACGAAACAACAGUUCAAGCAGUGCAUUGCUAGAUUAGGUUUGUCUACAAGUCCAAGAGAAUACGACAUCCUUUGCAAGAAGUACAGAUGCACUGAUCUUGAUGAUAUGAACUACAUGGCAUUUUGCAAUGAUAUCGAAGGUUCAUAA